AUGUCUCUCGUGGUGGAUAUCCACACCCAUGUCUAUCCUCCAGCCUACAUGGAGAUGUUGCGAGGACGCAACACCGUCCCUUACGUCCACGACCCUGCUGGCAACGCAGACCCGCGCCUGAUCAUUCUCUCCUCGGACGAUGAUCCCUCGAUUCCUCUUGACGAGCGGGGCCGACCCGUCGAUGCAUCCUACUGGGACAUCAACGUGAAGCUGGAUUUCAUGCGUCGUCACGGCAUCAACACCAGCGUCAUCUCUCUCGCCAACCCCUGGUUGGAUUUCCUGGAGCCGCAAGAGGCGCAGACAUGGUCGGAACGUAUCAACGAUAAUCUGGAGGAGACAUGCGCGAAGGUGAACGAAGUCGCAGAUUCGGAGAAGACGCUGGCGCUGCAUGAGAAACACACUCUCUACGCGUUCGGCGCCCUGCCGCUGAGUGCACCCAGCUCCGACAUCGUGGUGAACGAGAUCAAGCGGCUGAAAACGCUGCCGCAUCUACGUGGAGUGAUCAUGGGUACAUCGGGGCUCGGGAAGGGGUUGGACGACGCGAGUCUGGAUCCGGUCUGGGGCGCGUUGGAAGAGACCGGGUCGUUGAUGUUUCUUCAUCCCCACUAUGGCUUGCCUGACGAGGCGUUCGGCGGUACCGAUGCGAUGAAUCGCUACGGUCAUGUUCUCCCGUUGGCGUUGGGAUUUCCCCUCGAGACGACCAUUGCAGUAACCCGGAUGUUCCUGGCGGGUGUGUUCGAUCGCUUCCCCCAACUGCAGAUCCUGUUGGCGCAUUCAGGUGGCACGCUUCCGUUUUUGGCCGGUCGCAUAGAAAGCUGUAUUCACCAUGAACGCAAGUUCGUUGCCAAUGGUGGCGAUGUGCCCGGACCGCAGCGCAGCGUCUGGGAUGUCUUGAAGACGAACAUCUACUUAGAUGCUGUCGUAUACGGCGAGGCUGGACUGCAAGCCGCAUUGGAGGCGUCCGGUACAGAUAGGCUGCUUUUUGGUACCGAUCAUCCGUUCUUCCCUCCUCUAGAUAGCAAGGAGGGCCAACAAUGGCCGAGUGUGACGACCAACUAUAAAGCAAUCAACGCUACUUUUGAUAAGGACGCGGACAAUGUGGCGGCAGUCUUGGGUGGAAAUGCAGCCCGUAUCCUGAACUUGAAGUGA
This is a messenger RNA of Aspergillus melleus, 1149 nucleotides long. Its product is annotated as amidohydrolase family protein. Gene Ontology annotation, molecular function: carboxy-lyase activity; hydrolase activity. Gene Ontology annotation, cellular component: cytoplasm; cytosol. The transcript is spliced from 2 exons. Bases 1 to 1149 code for a protein of 382 amino acids. Lineage: Eukaryota; Fungi; Ascomycota; Eurotiomycetes; Eurotiales; Aspergillaceae. The record is from RefSeq and is a predicted model, not a curated record. Gene Ontology annotation, biological process: secondary metabolic process.